UUUAAUUUAAACGUAAAUCUUUUUCAUUCCUUGUCAUACAAAGCUUUAAAGGGUACUUUCGUGGUUCGGAAAUGCCCCUCUGUAAAUGAAGGGUGACUUGUAAUUAUGCAUACAGUCCCUUUAGGGGUUUUCUAACAGCAAGGUAUUCAGGCAAAAUGACAGGAUUGUUGGAAACUUCAAGUUUGUUUAAAGUAUUUGAAAGUUUUACUGUUUUUAGGCAAAAUGACAGGAUUGUUGGAAACUUCAAGUUUGUUUAAAGUAUUUGAAAGUUUUACUGUUUUUAGGCAAAAUGACAGGAUUGUUGGAAACUUCAAGUUUGUUUAAAGUAUUUGAAAGUUUUACUGUUUUUUCCGCGCUAGUGAUUCACAGGAUAGGGAAUAGAGGAUCACAGGUAUGGUUUGGAACGAUAGAUUUCGAGAUGAAUUAUAAAUCUGUUCCUGCUGAGACGGAUGCUGAGAUUGUUGGCUGUGGGAUCCUCACCUGCAUGGCGAUCGUAACUCCGAUGAUCCUGAUCAGUUAUCUCAUGCAGGGCCGAGACGUGAUCCAAUCUACAGUUAUGGAUAUCGCGUUCUCCUUCAUAGCUGCAGCUCUUCUCAUGUGCGCAGGAGGCAUGGCAUGCUUCACGUAUAACAGUGUGUUCGCAUUAUCUGGACCACCAGUCAUCUCUAAUGCUUCAAUGACAAGGAAAGAGAUCAGAGUAGCUGCAUCUAUGGGAGUAACUUGUAUUGCAGCAAGUCUUAUCUAUGUUGCUGAUUUCUUCUGGUUACUUAUGCAACGUUCUGCAUUUCUAAGAGAGUAUUGAACCAUAGGCAUUUGCCAUUCUGUGUUGCGCGCGCAUGCCCCGUAAAAUUCCAAAACAAAGAGAGGGGGAUUGAAUUUUGUAGAUCCCGAAAAAUGAUAUUUGUGGGAUGC
Messenger RNA from Eurytemora carolleeae, 912 nucleotides. RefSeq lists its product as uncharacterized. The coding region runs from base 290 to 802 and encodes 170 amino acids. The transcript has 2 exons. The record is from RefSeq and is a predicted model, not a curated record. Lineage: Eukaryota; Metazoa; Arthropoda; Copepoda; Calanoida; Temoridae.